AGAUAAUAAAAAAGAAUGGACACGUGCAGAAGUGACCGAUUUAAUUGCUUGCUAUGAACAACACCCUUGUUUGUGGAAUGUACUUUCCAAUGAAUAUAAAAAUAAAAUAAUAAAAUCAGAUGCCUUUAAAAAAAUAAGUGAAAAAUUCGGGACCAGUGAGGAAGAAAUUACUAGAGAAAUCCAUAGCCUCCGGAACCAAUUUAAUACGGAAUUAAAGAAAAUUAAUUCUAAAAAAUCAGGACAAGGAAGUGGUGACAAUUAUGACACAAAAUGGCCUUAUUUAAAAAAUUUAUUGUUUAUAAAAACUAGUUUACAGACACGACAAACAACUGGAAAUAUGAAUAUAAAUGAAGAAAGCACGUCUGACUCCAUCAAAGAAAAAACCCAAGAAACCAGUAAGCCGGUGAAAAAGAAAGCGAAGAUAAUAGACGAUAAGGAGGAAUUACUUGCGAAAGCACGAAGCGCACUUUCAAAUGAUGAGUAUGAUAUCUUCAGUUCGUUUAUUGCUGGUGAACUUAGGGCAUUGGGUCACGAUUUAUUGAAAAGAAAAUUAAAGAGAGGGAUUCAGAAACUCGCUUUGAAAAUUGCAGAGGAGGAUGAAGAAUUGAGUUCCUUGGUACAAUUUUCAAAUACCCCAUCGACUUCCACUACAUCAACUUUUGACUACAAUCCUCCAUCCAAUUUAAGUCAGAGCUCUGUGUAUACUGUGCCAAAUGAGUAUACUGAUUUCUGGUUUAUUACAUCAAUAAUAAUUGAUUCUAUCAUGAGCCAAGAAGCUAUACCAUACCCAGAGUCUCCCAACAAAACAGCACUAGCCCUAUUUCAUUUGAUAACGUUGUUUAUAUCAGAAUUCUUCCAUAUCCGAGAGUCGUGUACAGAUCCUGGCCAAGAAACAUCCACACUUGUGAACUCUUCGUUUGAAUUGCACGUUGCUUGUACAUUUAUACUAGCAAAGUUCUUUCUGUUCACAUAUUUGUCGGCAUGCAUAAACGGCUUCAGAAUAGCAGAGGACCGCGUUGCCGAGCGCAAUGUUGCCGUCUCUACCGAAAUUCCUGCGCUCUUGGAGAGAAACAUUGUUGCCACUUCCGACGAGUUUCCGGCACCUUGGGGAAAAACAAUCUUGCCUGAUCUGAACAAUGAGCUUGCGCAAAUUUGGUCUAAAAUAUUACAGGAAAGUCUGUCUCCCGAGGUGCUAACCACUAUAUUGAGCAAGUAUUCUCCGCUCAGUAAUCUAAGCAUCGCUACUGCUCCCAAACUCAAUUUGGAGAUCUUAUCGGUUCUUACGGAACAGCACAAACAGCGAGAUCUACGACUCGCUAAGCGUCAAGACCAGAUGGGAGCCGCUCUGGUGGCAAUUGGAAAAGCACUGACAAUCCUCUUGGAAAAAGGGGAGGGGCACAUACAAGAGUGUGGGUUGAAUGGCUCGGGGAUGCAGGGCGUUUAA
This is a messenger RNA of Acanthoscelides obtectus, 1444 nucleotides long. NCBI's taxonomy places the organism in Eukaryota, Metazoa, Arthropoda, Insecta, Coleoptera, Chrysomelidae. The record is from the annotation of a GenBank genome assembly.